ACAUCAAACUACAGCGCGUGUUUUGCACAGACACUCCACAUGUGGCACGGAGCGGGCUGCUCGUAGAACGACCCAGCUGCCUUUUUUCUUCUGUGUUGGAUUACUCUUCGGAGAGUUUUGGAUCGUAAACACCUCGCCUGAAAAUGGAGUAAUUUUCGCAACUUUUUUCCGGCGUUCCGCUCGUGUUUGGAUCUCCUCUGCGAUGAGUGAAGAGGAGCUGAGAAGCUCCCCCGCUGCUUUUAGAGAGUGAGGAGGAUUAGGCUGGAGCUCAGUGGAGGCGCGGCGGCAGUGUGAGCCGGAGCCGGAGCCGCAGCCGGAGCUGGAGCCAUGAGCAGGGCGCUGACGGAGCACAGCAGCAGCAGCAGCUUCCGAGAAGAUGCUCCCCGUCCUCCGGUACCGGGGGAGGAGGGAGAGGCGUCAUGCUACAACCCGGGCCGAGCUGCCAAAAUGAGAGCGCAGAGCAGGGCGAAGGACGGCGGCGCGCCUCCGGGCUGCACGCCGCGGAGGAACGAGGACGGACUCGGGGAGCCGGAGGGCAGCGCGUCGCCGGACUCGCCUCUGGUCCGGUGGACCAAGUCUCUGCAUUUCCUCCUGGGCGACCAGGACGGGGCUCACCUCUUCAAGACGUUCCUGGAGCGGGAGAACUGCGUGGACACGCUGGACUUCUGGUUCGCCUGCAGCGGCUUCAGGCAGAUGGACUUAAAGGAUACCAAAACGCUGCGAGUCGCCAAAGUCAUCUUCAAGCGGUACAUCGAGAACAACAGCAUCGUCGCCAAGCAGCUGAAACCGGCCACCAAGACCUUCAUAAGGGAUAGCAUCAAGAAGCAACAGAUCGACUCUGCCAUGUUCGACCAGGCGCAGACGGAGAUCCAGUCGCACAUGGAGGAGAACGCCUACCAGAUGUUCCUGACCUCUGACAUAUACCUCGAGUUCGUGCGCACCGGCUGCGAGAACGCGGCGUACAUGAACCACGGCGCCCUGAGCAGCCUGAAGCUCAUGUGCGGGUACCUUCCUCCCCUCAUGGAGGAGGAGGAGUGGAGCUGCGGUGACCUGAAGGCCAAGGCGCUGGGCUCCGUGGUCGGACUGUCCGCCAAGAACCUGAGGGCCACGGCCGCCAUCCGGACGGCGGCCGAGGUGCUGGAGAGCAGCUGCAGAUCCCACCGCCGGGGAGACUCGGCCAGCCCCUACUUCGUCAACUCCGGCUACAUCUUCGCCCCCGCCACCAGUGCCAACGACAGCGAGAUCUCCAGCGAUGCCACCACCGACGACUCCAUGUCCAUGACGGACAGCAGCGUAGAUGGGAUCCCUCCGUACAAGCUGGGCACCAAGAAGCAGAUCCAGCGCGAGAUGCAUCGCAGCGUCAAGAUCAACGGCCAGGUCACGCUGCCCCACUUCCCCAGGACGUACCGGCUGCCCAAGGAAAUGACCCCCGUGGAGCCGUCGGCCUUCGCCGCCCAGCUCAUCGCCCGGCUGGAGAAGCUGAAGCGGGAGCAGGACACCAUGAGUUCACUGGAGGAGAGACUGCAGCAGAUCCAGGAGGAGGAGGAGAGGGAGGAGAGCAGCGACCCGGCCAGCAGCUCGUCCCUCCACCAGCCCCUGGUCCCGGCCGGGAGUCAGUGCGAGGAGGAUCCGCAGGCCAUCCUGGACGAGCACCUGUCCCGGGUCCUCAAGACGCCCGGCUGCCAGUCGCCGGGCGUCGUCCGCCACUCGCCACGCUCACGGUCGCCGGACCGGACGGCCGCCGCGGUGUCCCCCGGACACUCCGGACCCUUCUUUGGUGCUUACACCGGGUCGCCCAAGGUCCUGGUGGCAGGCAGGCCGUCCACCAAGCACAUCCACCACCACUACAUCCACCAUCACCACGCUGGGCCCAAGACCAAGGAGCAGAUCGAGGCCGAGGCGGCUCAGCACGUGCAGUGCCUCUGCCCUCAAGGGGGCGCCAACUAUUCCGACUUCACACCUGCUCGCUGCAGCACUUUGUCCAGACGGCCGCUGAAGGCCUCCGAUGAGGGCGUGACCUCGCCGCGCCUCCCCCUCGUCGCCACCGACCGCUCUCAGAAUGUUUGGCAGUGGAUCCUGGAGAGCGAGAGGCAGGGCAAGCACAAACCACACAGCAGCACUCAAGGCCUAAAGAAGUCCAACCCACUUGACUCCAAACCCCCGCCCGGCCGGACCAACUCCUCCUGGGGCGGAGGCGGCAUCGGCAACGGGGUUCACCUCCGCGGCCAUCACCCCGGCCACCCGUUCAUCCAGGACCCCCGCCAUGCCACCGCUACCUCCGCCCAACACCCUGGCACAGCUGGAGGAGGCCUGCCGGAGGCUGGAGGAGGUUUCCAAGCCCCCAAAGCAAAGGCAUUCAACAGCAGCCAGCUGCCUUCAGAGAGACCGGAGCCAUCCAACAGCUGCCUUCCCGCCUGGAUGCAGCUCGCUCGCCAGCCCUGGACUCCAGACAGACGAGUCUAAAGAACUGGUGGUCACCUACUUCUUCUGUGGCGAGGAGAUCCCCUAUCGCAGCAUGAUGAAGACCCACUGCCUCACCUUGGGUCACUUCAAGGAACAGCUCAGCAAGAAAGGCAACUACCGGUA
This is a messenger RNA of Salarias fasciatus (jewelled blenny), 2586 nucleotides long. Its product is annotated as axin-2-like. Bases 328 to 2463 code for a protein of 711 amino acids. Gene Ontology annotation, cellular component: beta-catenin destruction complex; nucleus; plasma membrane. The record is from RefSeq and is a predicted model, not a curated record. Gene Ontology annotation, biological process: regulation of centromeric sister chromatid cohesion; positive regulation of protein kinase activity; negative regulation of canonical Wnt signaling pathway. Gene Ontology annotation, molecular function: protein kinase binding; ubiquitin protein ligase binding; I-SMAD binding. NCBI's taxonomy places the organism in Eukaryota, Metazoa, Chordata, Actinopteri, Blenniiformes, Blenniidae. The transcript has 10 exons.